AUGGCGUUCCUGUUCAAGUCGAAGAAGAACCAGGACCGGGCUCUCGCCAGUCGCGAUGGCACCUCGGGGUCCCAGGGCUCGAUUCAGAGCGCCAGCGCCAGAGUGGCCAAGGACGAAAAGGCUGCCGCACAACGAUCGACCCCAACCGGCAGCAUGAACUCGUUCGGCGAGGAGGGCAGCGUAGGAAGCCCAGACCAAGCACUCGGCCGCCAACGAGGGCCCAGUGUCGACCAGGCGCCGUCUGCGCCCAGCGAUUUGCCGUUUCGCAACAGUCCACAGAUGCAGUCGCAGCCUCAGCAGCAACCCCUGCAACAGACGCAACAGCCACCACCACAACAGCAGAACCCAAACUCUGCCCUGUACCCUUGGUCGCAACGACGCCUGACAUAUACAUCUGCACACCCUCCUCCUUUCCCGAGGUAUGGCGCCGCUGUCAACUCGGUGGCGUCGAAGGAGGGCGACAUCUACUUGAUGGGCGGGCUGAUCAACAGUUCGACGGUCAAGGGAGAUUUGUGGAUGAUCGAGGCCGGCCAGACCAUGGCUUGCUAUCCCCUGGCAACGACAGCCGAAGGCCCUGGUCCUCGUGUCGGUCACUCGAGUCUUCUUGUUGGUAACGCAUUCAUUGUUUACGGAGGAGAUACCAAGGUGGAGGAAACCGACGUCCUCGACGAGACCCUGUACCUGCUCAAUACUUCCACAAGACAAUGGUCACGAGCUCUGCCUUCAGGGCCCCGCCCCUCAGGACGUUACGGUCACUCGCUCAAUAUCCUUGGUUCCAAGAUCUACGUCUUUGGUGGACAGGUUGAGGGUUACUUCAUGAACGACCUGUCUGCUUUCGAUCUCAACCAGUUACAGAUGCCCAACAACCGAUGGGAACUGCUCAUCCAGAACAGCGACAGCGGAGGCCCUCCUCCCGGCCAGGUCCCUCCUGCGCGAACGAACCACUCGGUAAUAACUUACAACGACAAGAUGUACCUCUUUGGCGGCACCAACGGCUACCAGUGGUUUAACGACGUCUGGUGUUAUGAUCCCGCACUCAAUGAGUGGUCACAGAUGGAUUGCAUAGGAUAUAUCCCCGUCCCGCGCGAGGGGCACGCCGCUACCGUCGUUGACGAUGUCAUGUACAUCUUUGGAGGCCGGACGGAAGAGGGAGCUGACCUCGGCGAUCUGGCUGCCUUCAGGAUAACCUCGCGCCGAUGGUACACCUUUCAAAACAUGGGGCCGUCGCCAUCGCCGCGAUCCGGCCACAGCAUGACCACCGUUGGGAAGCAGGUUGUGGUUGUUGGUGGAGAACCGAGUUCUGCCCCUGUCAAUGCUGGCGACCUUGGCAUUGUCUACACACUGGACACGACCAAGAUUAGAUACCCAAAUGAUGCUCAGGCACAACAGCAGCAACAACUGCAGCAACAGCAACAGAACGCGCAAAAGGGCAUGCAAGCCAGGAGACCCAGCGGUGCCGCCGAAACAAAUCCAACCCGCCAAAUGGCAUCCAGAGAUGGGUCGCAGGGGCCUCCCGAGCUCCGGAGACCUGCUGGGGGCCCUCAAAAUCCUAACGGGAUCAGCAGCCCUCCGAACGGCUUCCGCGCCGGGCCAGGCACACCCGAGGUCAAUGGCUCGGUUGUCGCAGGUGUGGCAGCAGCUUCGAGACUACCUCGCGGCGCUGGGCCGUCGCCUCCCGCCGGUCCUCCACCGCAAGGCCCCACGCCAGCCAAGCCCACUGUGCAGACUUCGAACCUAAUCAGGAGUCGUGGCCCCUCGACGGAGCGUGAAGCCACAAACUCUUCUCCUCAGAUCGGCUCAACGCGACAAUCACCCGUGACUCGAGACGUGGCAAAGGAGGUUGAAUCGCCAAUCGUCAAUGGAAGGCGGACACCCACACAACAAGUCGUGCGAACAGGCUCAAAGUCGGAGCCCACUCCUGCAGAGCUUAUCAAGUCAAGGUCUCGGCAGGGCAACCGAUCUCAAGGGUCUGUCGACAGCACGGCCGAGCCCAGUAUGAAGCCAGUCCAACAGCAGGUGCAGCAAACACAAACUCAGGCGCAACCAGUUCAGCAAGCGCCUCGAGCCGCCUCGCCCCCUCCACCGACCCGCCAACCAAGCAACCCUCUGUCUCGAAGGUCAUCAGGACGAAACUCGCAGACCGUCGUCUUGCUCAAGGAGCUCGACUCUUCGCGUAACCGGAACGCCUGGUACGCAUCUGAGCUGGAGCUCGCCCGCAAGGCCGGCUACGUGCCCAACGCAACGCUCAGUCCUGUCCUGGAUAGCCGGGCUACGGAAACGUUCGAUGACGAAGACAAGCCGUUGAUUGAGGCUUUGUUGGCAAUGCGCACCGAGCUUGCAAGCGUCCAAAGCGCCGUUGACAAACAGGCGAUCCUCGCGGCCAAGCAGAUUGCCGAGGCCGAAAAGCAGCGUGACGCUGCCAUUCAAGAAGCUGUAUACUCACGCGCCAAGCUCGCUGCGCACAUGGGCGGCAGCACGGCCAGCACCCCACAGCUCGAUUCGGAUCGCGAUGCCGAUGACCGUUCAAACGAGAUCAGCAAGAAGCUUGCUGCCGCUCUCAACUACCAGAAGAGCCUGCAGGCCCAACUGGAGACCAUGAAGACCGAACUCGAGGCCGAGAAACGGGCUCGCCAGCUAGCCGAUGAUACUGCCAACGCUUCCCAGAAGCGCAUGGCCGAGCUGGAGACGUACAAGACGAUGAACUCGCCCGAGUUGGAGCGUCUCAAAGCUGAACUGCACAUGAUUCAGCGCGAGGCGCGCGAGCAAUCCGUUAAGUUUGCCGAGGUCACAGCAGCGAUGCAACUCUUGCAAGUGGAGAAGGAUGAGUUCCAAACCAAGUACACGGACUCCAUCGGCAACUCCAAGGAGCAAAACCAAACAUUUGACUCGCUGCGAGAGGCUGUGGCUGCUUCUGCCGAAAUGAAACUGCUCCUCGAACGUAAGCUGGACGAGGAACGUACGCUGCGGGAGAAGAUUGACGGCAAAUUCACCAAGCUCAAGGCUGAACACGAGGCUCGCACGGCUGAGCUGGUGGCUGUCACACAACGUCUCCGCGAUGCCGAGGAGAUCUCGGAGAAACAUGCCCAAGAAGCAAGGACUCACCGCCAGGCUGUGAUGGCUGGAUUUGAGAAGCUUUCUACACGGGAUGUCGGCGGUGGAAGCAAGGCAGACUCAGAUCGCCUCGCGGCUCUCCAGGGCCAGCUUGCCGCGUCCAAUGCACUGGUCAAGAAGAGCGUAUUGCAGGGCCUUGAGGUUUACCAAGAGCAGUCCAGCCGCGAGGGCGUGGCUAUUCGUCUACAGCUCCAGGCUGCCCUCCGUGACACUCAGUCCCUACAGGCUCUCAACUCGGACCUCAAACACCAGCUUCAGAACCAACAGCUCGAGACCAACGCCAUGAGCGUCCAGCACAACACUCUGAAGGACAUUUUGAUCGAACGCGGGAUCAGCCCGAAUGGCAUGCCACGCUCCCGCAGUGUGGGCAGUCCCCGUGGGAACUCGCCUGAACAAGCCCGAAUCCGCGAGCUGGAAGAUCAGCUUCAUGCGGCGGCAUCGAACCACGAGGACAACACGCAACGCAAUGCCAGCCAUCUGGAAGCAACCGAGAAUGCGUACCGGGAGAAGUUGUCGCAGCUUGAAAACGACUACCAGUCGGCCGUCCACUACGUCAAGGGCACGGAGAAGAUGCUCAAGCAGCUUAAGGAGCAGCUUGCUCGCUACAAGACUGAAAACGCGCGUCUCAAAUCGGAAGUUGAAGAUCUUGAGGAUCGGGUUCAAGCUGCGCCUUCCGACGCCGCACCUGCCGACUGGGAGACAGAGCGAGACGCGCUGCACCAGAAGAUCAAUUCGCUGCAGGAGGAGGUCCGCGUGUCUGGAGCUCAACUGGAACAGCAGCUCAUGGCUGUCAAGAAGGAGCUCGAGGAGGCACGCACGCAGCGAGACACGGCCCUCGAGAGCAGUGAGGAGACGUCGCGAACCUUGACGACGAGUCGUCGUGAUCUUGAGCAGUUGCAGCAAGAAAAUUCUCUCCUAGAGCGUCGUGCACAAGAUGCCGAGCAGAAGGUGUCUCUGCUACUUGACCAGGUGGAAACUUCGGUGGACAACUACCGACGCCGCAGCCGUCAAGCACCAAGCAUGACCUCGGAGCUGACAAUCUCGGGCCCGACAAACGGCGUCCCCAACCCAGGCCACACGCGCCAGGAGAGCUCCGAUGCCGAGAGCGCCUAUGGCGGCACCGUCCCAGGAGGGGAACGCAACAGCGGUGGCAUUGACGCGCGCAAUAGCACCGCCCUCGACAAUCUUGCCACGGAGCUCGAGACGCUGCGCACGCAUUGGGAGGCCACGAACAAGAACUACCGUCUCAGCAACACGUUCGACUUUGACACGGUUGCGGCGCCCGCUCGGCGCGACGAUGAGGGUGGCAUCGGGCUCAGCGAGAGUCUGGCCGACUGGCGCAAGCGGCUUGACGUCGAAGAAGGGGUCGGCGAUGUCGGCGAGCCAUCGAAGAGCAAGAGCCGACCGGAGCGACCCUAG
Molecule: messenger RNA, 4530 nt
Organism: Verticillium dahliae VdLs.17
Lineage: Eukaryota; Fungi; Ascomycota; Sordariomycetes; Glomerellales; Plectosphaerellaceae
Product: kelch repeat-containing protein
Exons: 5
Coding region: 1-4530 (1509 amino acids)
Biological process (GO): regulation of cell shape
Molecular function (GO): protein binding
Source: RefSeq, a predicted model, not a curated record